AUGGCCUCUACCAGGAAGGGGCCCCGGGAGCUGCUGGCGACUGAGUCCUCGUGGGGACAGGACCGGGCCCUUGGGAAGUGCUGGGGGCUGAAGAGAUUAAAUUCACUUCAAGAACUUCAGCUCCUUGAGAUCAUGUGCAAUUAUUUCCAAGAACAAACCAAGGAUUCAGUCCGGCAGAUCAUUUUCUCAUCUCUCUUCAGCCCUCAAGGAAACAAAGCAGAUGACAACAGGAUGGCUUUAUUGGGAAAGCUGGUUUCCAUGGCAGUUGCUGUGUGCCGAGUUCCCGUUCUGGAAUGUGCUGCCUUCUGGCUGCAGCGUACCCCCGCUGUGUACUGUGUGAGGCUAGCCCGGGCUUUGGUUGAUGACUACUGCAACUUGGUGCCAGGCUCCAUCCAAACACUGAAACAGAUAUUCAGUGCCAGUCCUCGCUUCUGCUGCCAGUUCAUUACAUCAGUGACGGCUCUCUACGACCUCUCUUCAGAUGACCUCAUCCCUCCUUCAGAUCUGCUCGAGUUGAUUGUUUCCUGGAUCUUUGAAGACCCCCGCUUGAUCCUCAUUACCUUUCUAAACACUCCUAUUGCAGCCAACCUGCCAAUAGGGUUUUUAGAGCUUACCCCACUCACUGGACUGAUCCGUUGGUGUGUGAAGGCCCCCUUGGCUUAUAAAAGGAAGAAGAAAGCCUCUCUCUCAAACGGACACCCCCCCAGCAAAAUUGCCAAGGACUCACCUGCAGGAGAUGACAGAGACUGCCAUCAGCUGUAUUCAAAACUGCAUUUAAGUGUCCUGCAGGUUCUUAUGAUGCUUCAGGGGCACUUAACAGAGAAGAACCUUUACGGGCGCCUGGGGUUAGUGCCCUUUGACCAUGUGGUUCCACUUGUUGAGGAAAUUAACAGACUGUCUGAUGAACUCAAUCCUCUCAAUGCGUCCAAAGAGAUCGAACUGGCUCUAGACAGACUGGCUCAGGCUUUGCAAGUGGCCAUGGCAUCAGGAGCACUGCUGUGCACUCGGGAUGACUUGAGAACUGUAUGCUCCAGGCUACCACACAACAACCUGCUCCAGCUGGUGAUUUCAGGUCCAGUACAACAACCAACCCACGGUGCUCUGCCACCAGGAUUUUAUCCUCAUAUCCAUACUCCUCCUCUGGGCUAUCCUGCACAUGCAGCACACCCUGCAUUACCUGCACAUCCGGCUCACCCGGCUCACCCAGCGCUCCCGGCUCACCCUGUACAAACAUUUAUACCAGGAAUGACGUUCCCAUACAGACCUAUUCGCUAAAAAACUAGACUGUGAAAUGUAACCAGUUCCCCUUAGCUUGAGGAAGCCUUGCAGAGGAAACCAAACGUUUUGGGAACCACAUUUUUCCUCUUUGGUCUAAAGCUGAGCAAUGCCUGCAUGAGGGAUCAACCCUUCAGGAGUAGCGAAGACAGAGAUGGGUAGGCUGCGCUUGCUUUGAAUGUGGGAUGCAGAUACGAAGACAGAUCAUAUGGAUGAAAGGAGGGGGGUGGAAGUAGGGAAAAAAA
Molecule: messenger RNA, 1520 nt
Organism: Struthio camelus australis
Lineage: Eukaryota; Metazoa; Chordata; Aves; Struthioniformes; Struthionidae
Source: RefSeq, a predicted model, not a curated record